AUGAAAUCAGUUUCGGAAGAUCGGUUGCAAAGAAAGAAACGUCUUUUCGAAUUUUACGGUCCGAAGUCAAAGCCAGGUGCAGAAUUAGAAGAAUUACCUAACGAUCCAACUAAUAUCGAUUCAUCGGAAUUUGAUGCCAGGAUUUAUAUGAAUAACCUCUUAAGCAAGUCAGAUCUAAACGAUUUAGUGGCUAAAGAGACAGAGAUUUGCGAUCAAAUUAGAACUUUGGAUUCUGAAAUGCAAACACUAGUUUACGAUAAUUAUAACAAAUUUAUCAAUGCAACUCAUACUAUUAAAAUGAUGAAAGCAGAUUUCAAAUACAUUGAAGGUGAAAUGAAUUCUCUUGCUGAAAGCAUGCUUGAAAUUAGGCUCUUUUCGAGUGAUAUUGACAAUGAGCUUCGUGAUAUUAGAACGUCUACGAAAAAGUUGAUGACAACCGCAGAUAAUCUUCAAAAGCUCGAAUAUCUAUCAUCUUUACCUUCUAAAAUUCGUCAAUUUACCAAAAAGGAGGAAUGGGCUAAGGCUGUAGAUGCCUACGUCAAAGCGAAAGCUUUCUUCGAUAGGCAUCGACACGUUCCUUCCUUCCGUGGUAUCUACAAUGAAUGCACUGAUCUCAUUGAUGAGAUAAUAAAUAAAGUUGAAGAUAAACUAAAUUCGGUGGAAGAUCCACAGACCUUGAACUCUUUAAUUGAGGUCCUGUACCAAUUUGGACAAACACCAUAUGAGUUAGCCGAAAAAUUUCUCCAUGUAGCGUCACAUCGGUCGGAUAUACUUUUAGAAAAUUUGGCCACUUCGCAUCCAUCGAAUAGCUUAGAAGGUAUCUUGGCUUUUGCUAAUGCUGCAUCAGAUAUCAUUUCUGAAGGCGUUAUGUCUUACGUCUUCACCUAUUCCAGCCGGUUCUUGAGCAACCGAUCUAUUGACGAUGAUCAAGUGGAUGAAGACUUAGAGACCAGGUUAUUUGAUUUCCUCCAAGGUGUAACCACCAAAUUUCUGACUUUCAUAAACGCAGAGUUGCAAAGUCGUGUUGAUUCGACAGAAAUUGAGCUUCUCGUUCGAGCACUUGAGCGUCUCUACUCACGCUUGAUGGCUUUUGGUCGAAGUGUGUUGGAAGUGGUUGUACCGCCAAAUCAAUCUCCAUCCCUGUCGUCGAAUGAAUUCAAGAAGCAUCUUGACGAAGCAACAUUGAAUAUGGUCCUGGUUGUUGCUGAAUAUUGCUGUCGGAAGAAACAAUUCCAAACUCUUAGACUUCAAACGGCAGACUGCUUGACAGAUGUUCGGCAAAAGCUUGUCACUUCUGUUUGCUUGAAACCUAAAAAAGAGCAAGUUCUUGUGUUGUUUUUAGUUACAUUUAAACAACUCUGUUACUUUUUGUAUUUGUUUAAUGUCUUUCUAUCACUUAUUUUUUUAUCAAUGAAUUAUAGUGGUGGUGAAGGCGAUAAUCAAACUCUGAUGGAAAUUUACGACGAAAUGAGUCGAGUUCUGGCCACAAGUCUUCGUGCUUGCCUUAAAUCUGUUGAGCCAUUUUUAUCGGCUGAAAAUAGCUUUUCUCACCUCCAACUAUUUCGUGCCACAUUUUGCCUCGAUUACGUCCGAGAAGGCAUUGUUACCGCCUAUCUCCGAUUCUUGAUUCAAUUUUGUGAAGAUCUCUCAAAGUUUACGCCCUCUAGCGUUCCUGGUUGUCUAAUUCUACUGAUGGGCAAGUUGUGUCUCGAAUGGGCGAAUUCUGGAACCAUCGGCCAUUUGUUGAAUACUGCUGAUGAAUUUCUCAUGUUUGGCCAACCAAAAUCGUCCUAUUCAAUGGAAUCACAUCAACAAAAGGCAAUUCAACAAAUGCUAGCCACUCGUACCCAGCCUCUGACUCCAGCGGGUCCUUUGGCUGAGGAAUUCCGCACCACUUCAACACGUCUCUUGACAGUCUUCACCAAGUUUGAGGGUGCUCAACUAGCCCACAUGAUGCGCAAGUCGAUGGAAGCACGCUUUUGGCUGCGUUGUCCGGAACCCCGCACAGUAAGAUCGGUCAUCAGACGUGUUCUUGAAGAUCUGGCAAAUAUUGAUUAUCAGGUAAAAUCAACCGAAUUCUCGUUGUAA
This is a messenger RNA of Rodentolepis nana, 2088 nucleotides long. Lineage: Eukaryota; Metazoa; Platyhelminthes; Cestoda; Cyclophyllidea; Hymenolepididae. The record is from the annotation of a GenBank genome assembly.